Molecule: messenger RNA, 1113 nt
Organism: Suncus etruscus (white-toothed pygmy shrew)
Lineage: Eukaryota; Metazoa; Chordata; Mammalia; Eulipotyphla; Soricidae
Product: olfactory receptor-like protein OLF3
Exons: 2
Coding region: 1-1113 (370 amino acids)
Biological process (GO): G protein-coupled receptor signaling pathway
Cellular component (GO): membrane
Molecular function (GO): olfactory receptor activity; G protein-coupled receptor activity
Source: RefSeq, a predicted model, not a curated record
AUGGGAAGAGAUAACCAGACAUGGAUUAAUGAGUUCAUUUUGCUGGGAUUGUCCAGUGACUGGAACACUCAGGUCUUGCUCUUUAUCCUUUUCCUGGCUAUGUAUCUUGUGACUGUGUUGGGAAAUUUCCUCAUCAUCCUUCUUAUAAGGCUGGAUAGCAGGCUCGGUACCCCCAUGUACUUCUUUCUCACUGUCCUAUCUUUUGUGGACAUCUGUUAUACCAACAGCACAGUUCCACAGAUGCUCGUUCACCUCCUAUCAGCCUGGAAAUCCAUCCCAUUCUACAACUGUGUUCUCCAGCUCUUCAUCUCUCUGGCAAUGGGCAGCACAGAGUUCUUCCUGCUGGGCGCCAUGGCUUAUGACCGCUAUGUGGCUGUGUGCUACCCGCUACACUAUACAGUUAUUAUGCAUGGAGGGGUUUGCCUUGGGCUGGCUGCCAGCUGCUUGGUGGCUGGGUUUACGAAUUCUCUGAUGCAGACCAUUCUCAUCUUCCAGCUCCCUUUGUGUCGUCACAUCAUCAAUCACUUUGCCUGUGAGAUGUUGGCUGUGCUGAGGCUGACCUGCGUGGACAUCUCCUUCAACAUGGUCAUGGUGGCCAUCUCGGGCUUUCUGGUGAUCAUGCUUCCAUGUUUCAUGGUUGUCUUUUCCUAUGGUCGAAUUGUUGCAGCCAUUCUGAGGAUUCGCUCUGCCCAGGGGCGCCGCAAAGCCUUUGGGACCUGUGCUUCCCACUUCACUGUUGUCUCCAUGUGCUUUGGGGCAGCCAUCUUCACCUAUCUCAGACCCGAGGCUGGGUCCUCGGCAGAGCAAGAAAAGAUGGUUGCCCUUUUCUAUGCUGUAGUCACCCCUAUGCUGAACCCUCUAAUCUACAGCUUGAGGAACAAGGAGGUGAUGAGUGCUCUUAGAAAAGUGCUGGGGAAAUUUAGUGAAGAAAGAUGUGUCCUGACUGAAUUGGGAACCCAUACAUUUUCUCCCCAUGAUUUGAACCUGAAGUUACAAAUGAACCAGUUCCAGAUUUACGAUCUGUCUGCUUUUUCACUGACUCCUCGAAAGAAAAUUCAAACAUCAGAAUUGUGCCAAUACCAAGAGAAAGAUGACACCAUCAGAGAGAGCUGA